AUGCAAAAGACAAGCAGGUCUUCAGAUCCAGAUUCCUUUUCUUCACUGAUUGACCUCCCCGCUCAAAGGGCGGGAAUGAGAAAUCAAGAGUCUGAUGAGGAGGCUUCCGAAUUUCUGGGCACCUUGUACGGAACGGAGGAGCAGGGUGGAGAGUUUUAUCCGCCAUCCGCCUCCAGACAAAUAGAGGACAUGGCUCAAGUUGCAUUUAUUACCCCAUUUGGGAGGGAAGACCGAAAGAUUCCGCACUACUCUUCUCUGCAUUAUUCAAAUGAAAACAUGUUGACUCCAGGAUACCAGCAGGGCGAAUUUAGCGCAUAUUUGAAGGCUGCAGUUAGGUCAAGUGCUACCGAUUUUGAUUCCACCAACCCAUGGCUCAAGGUUAUGGAUUUUUACGACUGGAAAGAUGCAGACCAAACUCAAAAUGCCGGUGAUGCACAAUUUCCGGUGUCCCAGGAAAAGCUUGUCGUUCCAGAGUGUCGAAUGGAUGCCUUUGAUCUGGCCAACAAAGUCUUUGUUGGCAAAGGAGGUCAGGCCACGGCGUACUUGGUACAUCUAAAAUCAAACUCUAGCACCAGAUUCAUCAUCAAAUCAUAUUCCAGGCCGGUGGAGUUUGAGCGAGAGAUAAGGACAGUCAAUUUUCCACAUCCGUCCAUCAUAAAAAUUGGCUGUGCCGUGAGGGAACGGCUUUCCGUCAUCAUGCCCUACGCUGACGGCGGUGAUUUGUGGAAGGGCUUCCCACGUUCGAAAUCUGAGCUCUCAGAUGACCUGGUGGUCCAAUUCGCAGCACAGCUAGUCACCGCGAUUGAGCGGAUCCAUGCUGCUGGGUAUUUACAUCACGAUGUUAAGCCUCACAACUUGGUUCGAUUUUUAAACAAAAAUCGUGUUGCUCUGAUUGACUUUGGACUUUCGGUGCCCAUUUCAGGAGCCGGGUAUCGACGGGGCACCAAGAUAACAAUGGCUCCCGAAGUUGCGACCGUCGCCGGGUAUGAGGAUGCCCCUUUGCAUGAAGCGCUGGAUUGGUGGUCUGCCGGGGUCACCAUCUAUAUGCUACAUAAGGCCAUCCAUGAUGGUCCCAUUGUUCAUGUUGGCGAUGACAUCGACAAAAGAGAUGAAAACUUGCUUGCUGAGAACUUUUCCACCAUGAAUGGGCUUUUUACAAGAAGCUCCCCAUCUUCACUUACCUUCCAUACAAAUUGGUUUUGCCAAUUUCACGCAAACGGACACCACGGUUUAGCGGAAGGCUGA
This is a messenger RNA of Mitosporidium daphniae, 1245 nucleotides long. RefSeq lists its product as uncharacterized. Bases 1 to 1245 code for a protein of 414 amino acids. Gene Ontology annotation, molecular function: protein serine/threonine kinase activity; ATP binding. Gene Ontology annotation, cellular component: cytoplasm; nucleus. The transcript has 3 exons. NCBI's taxonomy places the organism in Eukaryota, Fungi, Microsporidia. The record is from RefSeq and is a predicted model, not a curated record. Gene Ontology annotation, biological process: mitotic DNA damage checkpoint signaling; protein phosphorylation.